Molecule: messenger RNA, 1189 nt
Organism: Microtus oregoni (creeping vole)
Lineage: Eukaryota; Metazoa; Chordata; Mammalia; Rodentia; Cricetidae
Exons: 4
Coding region: 212-658 (148 amino acids)
Source: RefSeq, a predicted model, not a curated record
UUGUGUACUCGGGAGCCUGUUCCCUGGGCGACAGUCAACACAGACAGGACUGCAAAACACAGUUGGGUCCCAGCCUGGAGAGUUCUGUUUCCUGCAGUCACUCUGAGCUCGGGAUCCGGUGGGGGAACCUUGUGCAGGCUUUUCUAGAUUAAGAAAAGAAUCUCUGUCUCUUUUCUCUCUUUUUCUCCUCUCCCGCUUUCCCCAGUCCCCUAUGGGCAGCCAACACACUCGACUCCAAAGAACCACAUCAUCCGGGUACCGACCGCCUCUUACCAGGCCUCUUGCCUCAGUUUCCAGGACCCAGGAUGGCCCUGCAGCAAGCAGGGGUCUUGCUGGUGGUUGCCAGGGUACCGGAGCCCAGGAUGUACAGCAGGACCAGCUGUGGAGGGAGCUUGUGGAAGCCGAAGUUCGAGGCCAGCAGCGUUGGGCUGAGAAUUGGGGUUUUCUGAAAGACUACGACCCUUUGGGAAAUAAGAAGGAGCCUGAGAAGCUCCCUGAAGACGUGCCCUUCUUCUCAAACACACUCCCCAGGUCCACGAGCCAGGAGGUGGGCAGUAGGGUGGACACAGCCCUGGGGAGAGCCCUCACCCACAUGGAUUUCUUCUUUACGGAAGGCACGAGGAAGAAGAAGCUGGAGGAUGAGCUGCAGCCAGUGUAGGGAUCUCAGGACAGACCCCAGCAGAGUGCCAAGAGAGCCGGAAAGAGAGGAUGCCAUACUGUGUCUGUGUGACUCUGCAGGUCGCAGCCAGCCCCCCCACAUAUACUCUGCACCCCACGUACUGCCACCCCCAUCAUGUCUUCAGGCUCUUCAGGAAGCUGUCUGCUUUGACUUUCACUAUCUCACCCAUGGGCUAAGGAAAUGGACAUGGGUCCGGCCACCAGUGCCUUCUGUCUUUGGGACCAGAACAAAGAAGGCUGGAUGCGCCAGGCAGCCAGGCUCCAGGCCUAAGCAUGGGGAAGUAGCACCAAAGCUCCAUGGCCUCACUGGAAAUCCCUAGGGCAGCUCAGAGCCCACAGGCUGGGCAGCACCAGGAGUCCAGAAGGGUCAAGUCCAGAGAGCUAAGGCCCACAGCAGGGCAGGAAGGAGCCCCCUUCACUCUAGACCACUGCUUCUCUGAGCAUCUCUGCCUCCUUCUGCCCUGUGGUAGACGCUACCCCUACUUCCAGUGGUAAAGAAUGACCGCUUGCC